Molecule: messenger RNA, 2048 nt
Organism: Cinclus cinclus
Lineage: Eukaryota; Metazoa; Chordata; Aves; Passeriformes; Cinclidae
Gene: SLAMF1
Product: signaling lymphocytic activation molecule family member 1
Exons: 9
Coding region: 257-1312 (351 amino acids)
Source: RefSeq, a predicted model, not a curated record
UUCUUUUCCUGCCUUUCCCAGCCAUUCCAGGAAGAACCAUCCCGAGGUGACCCCAAAUUCACCCAUAUUUACCCAAAUUCACCGAGAACGAGGAUUUGGCUUCUCCCAGCUAUUGGGCCAUGGGUCACAGUCGCUUUGAAUAAUUUCCAACUCGUUCAGCUCCACACCAAACAGGAAAUGAAAGGCUGUGGGGUGAAGAUCUUCCUGUCACCACCUGCUCUGAACAUCGGGGCGGCAGAGGCUCCGUGAUCCCGGGAUGGGCUCAGGCACUUGGCUCUGGCUGCUCCUCACUCUCGGAGCUCUUUGGGGGAUCGGAGCCAAGAAAACGCAGAUUGGAAUUUUGGGAAAACCGACGCUCCUGGAGAUCCCCCGUGAGUUCCAGGAGCGCACUGAGGAAUUCAGGGAAGCCUCCUGGAAAAAAAUCGUGGAGGGGUCACCGACUAAGAAAUUCCUGCUGAAGAUUUCCAGUGUGAAUUUGACGGAGUUUGAGCCGGAGCGGAUGCGUUUCCACAGGGAGGAUUUUUCCCUGGAAAUCCUCAACACCAGCCGGGAUGACGGGCGGCUCUACGAGUACAGCGUCAACAAGGGCUCAGAGGAGGAGCUCUGGCUGAUCCAGCUGCAAGUGUUCGAGCCAGUGGCCAAUCCCAUCAUCCGGAUCCUCCAUCGGGAAUCGUCCAACAGCAGCUGCUCCCUCACCCUCCUCUGCACCUCGGAGCGGGGGGAUGAGGUUUCCUACAGCUGGGACAGCCGGGACAACGGGACCGGGGGGAUCUGCUCUGGGAACAGCAGCAUCCUGAACAUCUCCUAUUCCCUACGGAGCCCCGGCUUCCGCUGCGUCUGCACCGCCAGGAAUCUCGUCAGCAGCCUGGACGUGGCUUUCGACUCUUCCCAGUGUGGCUUCGAGCAGUGGGGUGGCCCCCGGGUGAGGACAGAGCUCCUCGUGCCGCUGGUGGUUCUCGGUGUCAUCGUCAUUGUCAUCAUCAUCGUCAUCAUUGUCACCUUCAGGGCCACUCGCUCAGCCAAACGUAAGUUUUGGGGGUGCUGGAGUGACCAGGAUUCUUCCCAGGUCACUCUGGAUGGUGCCGAUGGUGCCACCAGUGCCACCAUCUAUGCCCAGGUGCAGCGGCCCCGAAAGCCCAAAGGGACCGUCCCCAACGCCACCCCCCUCUCGUGCACCACCAUCUACACCGCGGCCACCGGGCCACCCCUGGCCACCAACGGAGCCCCCCGCUCCCCAAACCCUCGGAGACACCCCCAGGUAAAGGGGACUCCCACCACGGUUUACGCCAGCGUGACUCUCCCCGUGGCCUGAGGCUCUCCUGGGAUCUGCUGAUCCCUGGGGGAUCCUUUGGGAAUCCCGGAGCAGCCCCAGAGGAAUCGGGGGCAGAGCUCUCUGGUGUGUCCGGUGUGGUGGCCGGAGCGCUGUGGGAUGGACAUUGGUAAGAAACCUCCCCUGGACGUGGUGGAAGAAUUCCAGAGGGAUCCUGGAGGGGUGGGAGAAGGGAGAGAGGUUCUGGAUGCACCUCGGAGCUGGGAAUGCAGGAGGAUCCCAAUGGGAAUGGUCACCAGUGACCCCAGGAAUGGUCACCUGUGACCCCAGGGAUGGUCAUUCCCACAUUUCUGACCCCGAGACUGGUCAUUCCCACUCUUGUGACCUUGGGAAUGGUGUCGGGAUUGGGACUCCGACCUCAUCCCUGUGGAAUUUCACACCAGAAUCUCAUCCCGAUCCUGGAUCCUGAUUUCCCAAAGGAGCCUGCAAGGAAUUCAAAGAGGAAAAACAAGAACUGGUUUUAUUUUGGGGGGGCUAUGUUGUUGUUUGUUUGUUUGUUUGUUUGUUUUGUUUUGAGCUCUGGGAUGGGUCAAAAAUACCAAAUCUGCUGGGAUUUGGCCCAAGGGGUGAGGAAUUUUGGCAACCUCUCAGUGGGAGCAGCCACUCCCCCACCUUCUUCCCUAUUCCCAAAACUUCCCUAUUCCCAUCCUUUCCCACUGAUUUGAGGGACUUUUUAAUCCCAAAACAUCUCAGUUAUCGACAGGUCCGAGUUUGUGGA